CCUCUCUAAAUGUCAAAUUCCAACUUUUAAAAAUUGCUUACAAGUUACGUACAAAACCGAAGCACACAAGAACCUCAAUAUUCAACACAACAGAAUCAAAAUCACCCGAAACCUCAUCACCAAUUUGGGUUUUUUUGUUCCACAUCAAAUUUCUGUUUCUGUUUCUGAAAAAACCAACAAAUCACUCUCUCUUCCUUAUUUGCAUCAAAACCCACUUCCUCUUCUUCUUCUUCUUCUAGUACUUCGACCUUAAUAUUCGAUCUCAUGGCAACCUCCCAACAAGUAGAGCCAGAGACCAUCUGAUGACGUGGCGGCCAGGCUGAGGAAGCUGAUGGAUAGCCUUGGGUCCGAGUUCGGUGGGCCCAAAUUCGAGCCCCACAUAACCGUUGUUGGGGCCGUCCGUUUGACACCGGAAGAUGCGGUUGAGAAGUUCAGAUCAGCCUGUGAAGGCUGCAAGGCCUACACUGCCACCGUUGAUCGUGUGGCUACGGGCGCUUUCUUUUAUCAGUGUGUUUUCCUUCUCAUCCAUCCUACCACUGAGGUAGUGGAGACUAGUGCAAACUGCUGUGGUCAUUUUGGAUACAAGAACUCGACUCUAUUGCUACAGUAUAUAAACAGUACUGCUACAGUGCAAAACAGUAAUUUUUGUCCACCAAAGUCAACUUAUGCGGGCAGAAGAAAAAAAAAAAAAAAAAAAAAACAAAGAAAACGCAGCACCAAACAUGGACGCAGGAAAACGGGCAAGCCAAACGCCCUCAUAAUUUCUCCUAUUAGUGCUUGUUUCAGUUGUUUGUCUUGAAGAAACUACCCUUCUCAUUCUUUUUUAAGCCUGGGCUUUUGCACUUAUGAAACACGCAUUUGCUUCCUCUGAUAUGCAAUUGGUGGCUCAACCUUCCAGAAAUGAGAUUUUCAUUAUAUAGAAAGCGAAAGUGUGGAAUUUUAUGUUAUUUUCUUCUAUGGGGACAUUAGGAAAUGGAUUUUUGGGUUGUGAGGCUCCCUGUAUUCAUGAUUGGGCUGUAUAAUGUGCAGCUUACA
This is a messenger RNA of Quercus lobata, 1035 nucleotides long. RefSeq names its product cyclic phosphodiesterase-like. Gene Ontology annotation, molecular function: 2',3'-cyclic-nucleotide 3'-phosphodiesterase activity. The transcript is spliced from 3 exons. Gene Ontology annotation, biological process: cyclic nucleotide metabolic process. The record is from RefSeq and is a predicted model, not a curated record. The coding region runs from base 332 to 799 and encodes 155 amino acids. NCBI's taxonomy places the organism in Eukaryota, Viridiplantae, Streptophyta, Magnoliopsida, Fagales, Fagaceae.